AUGACGCACCAGUACAGCCAGCGGUCCCUCAUCGUGCUGUCGCUGCUGGGGAUUCUAUCCGCCAUCAUGUCGGUGCUGUCGGUCAUUUUGAUUUUCCAGCUCCAGGCUCAGCAGGCGUCGGUGAAGGAGUCCCCCCCCUCCACCGCGGCGGUGCUCCCGGCCCCGGUGUGGGCCGUCCUCCUGCCGGUGGCCACGGUGCUGUCCUGCCUGGCCCUCACCCUGAACCUCAGCUCCGUGUCCGUGUGUCUCCUGCACGGAUACUUCUCCACUGAGGUCUGCAGAGGAGAGCAGGACACCGACAGAGCAGACUGGUUCCUCUUGGAUAGCAGAUCUGUGCGACAUGUGGCUAUUGGACUCUUCUGCCUGGGGAUCUCUGUCUACUUAGCAGCAAUGUCCAUUUUCAUGCUCCUGAUAUUUGAGGUGGAAACAGGCAUUGCCAGUGCCUGUGUCCUCUCUUCAGGGAUCCUAGUUCUACUGGUCAUUGUCAUCCACUCUCUGGUCAAAGCUUCCCGAAGUUCUAAACGCUACCAAGGCAACCACCUCGACACCCUCUACCAGAACGACCACGGGAGCAGCAGCACGCCUAUAUCUCGUCCCUGUGAGCUCAAAAUUGGCGUGGACAAACCACGGAUGCACCGCACCCAGUCUCACCUCCAACAUCAGUUCUCCUACCCUCAAUUGGGCAACCCGAGACAGCAAGAACAAUACCAGCACCAGCAGCAGCAGCAGCAGCAGCAGUACUCCCCUGCUCAAGGCUCACAGGGACAUGCUAGCGACAAAGAUGGCUACAGCAGCAGUGGCAGCGGUCCCCGAAUGCACAGGACCCUGUCGACUGAAUCUGGUUUGUUGCAGGCCCAGACAAAACCCUGGAAUGGGGUCAACAACGAGAUGAGGAGUGUCCUUGCACGCAAGUCUGGGAUUUCUGCAAAAGACUCUACCCUUGUUUGACAGUAACAAAGCUCACCCUCAGAUUUAAGACACUGAUGACUUUCAUGUACAAGUUUUCAAAAGGGGAGUGUGAACACAAGUCAUCUCAAACAGACGGAGAACUUUCAAUCUGUAUUAUCUCACACUCAUGUUUAUUCUGAUUAA
This is a messenger RNA of Limanda limanda (common dab), 1092 nucleotides long. It is a transcript of the gene tmem221, whose product is annotated as transmembrane protein 221. The record is from RefSeq and is a predicted model, not a curated record. The transcript has 3 exons. The coding region runs from base 1 to 948 and encodes 315 amino acids. NCBI's taxonomy places the organism in Eukaryota, Metazoa, Chordata, Actinopteri, Pleuronectiformes, Pleuronectidae.